This is a messenger RNA of Rhopilema esculentum, 6144 nucleotides long. The record is from RefSeq and is a predicted model, not a curated record. NCBI's taxonomy places the organism in Eukaryota, Metazoa, Cnidaria, Scyphozoa, Rhizostomeae, Rhizostomatidae.
AUGUUUUCGAAGUAUUUGCAUCGCUCCACUGCGAGCACAAAUCCAGAUGGAUUGAAUGUGUGGAGCCUGCCAACCUUACAUCGCGCAGCUUAUAAGAACAAGAUCGAUAAAUUGAUCCGUCUUUUAAACAAAAGGCAAAAUGGUAUCGAUAAGAAAGACAAUGUAGGACGAACUGCAUUACACUAUGGCUGCCUCGCAGGCAGUGUCCAAGUAGUGCAGCUCAUCUUGGACAGAAAUGGAAAAAUCAUCGCUGACAAUGUAGGCCAGAGUCCUGUCUUUAUGGCAAUCGGAAACGGACAUCUGGAAAUUGUCAAGAUAUUUUAUGGAAUCAAGUUUGAUUUCAACAAAGCUGAUAACAAUGGAACGACACCCCUGCAUCUCGCCAUAUUUAAGAAGAAUGUGACGAUUGUUGAGUUCCUGGUGAAGCAAGUGAAUGUCAAUGUUGAUGCAUCUGAUAUGCAAUUGACCACCCCAUUGCACCAGGCAAUUCGAUCUGAUAUACCCAUGGUGGUGUUACUGCUUGUGGAAAAAGGUGCCAAAACAGAGAUCAGAGACAAAAUUGGAAAAACGCCAUUGAUGAUGGCUUGUGUGAAAGGACAAGAGCAAUGUGUCGAGAUUCUUCUGAAAAAUAAAGCCAACAUAUACCGUAAAGGUAACAGCAGUGUUGUGGAGCAGAUUGCCACCCAAUUCGGACAUCAUAGAAUCUAUACCAUGGUCAAGAAAUUCAGGCUGGCCUCAGACCGAAAAGUUCGACAAAAAUCUACAGAGGUUCAAAUUGAAAGUCACUCAGAGGCUCAAAAAAACAGUAAAGGGAGCGGUUCAAUUCCUGAUAAGCCACUUGAUUCUGGCUUGGGAAUGCUUUCAUCGAGUGGACAAAUGACCCGAAGUAACCAGCUUUGCAAUGCAGCAAGCAUUGAAGCCCCCGAAUUUGUCAAAAUGCAAUUCUCAGCUGACACCCCAUCGUCAGUGAAAAUUGAGACCGCUAUCUCAGAACAUCAACAAAACGAUCAUCAUGUAGAAGUGGCCGUAGCCAUUGAUAUCAAACCAUACGUAGAAGACCGCGCAGCCACCGCUGAAUUCGAAUCCCCAUCACCAGAUCAGCCACUGGCUCAGUUUGACAAGGAUACACCAGAACUUGGUUCCAAUGACAUCGCAGUCACCUUUGAUGAAGUUCCUACUGAAUCCCCAUCUUCAGUGGAAUCGGAGACCGCCGUCUCCCAGCAUCAACAAGAGAUCCUUUCUGCAGAAGUGACAUCUUCAUUGGCAAAUGACAUCACACCAGACGCAGAUGAGCCAACAGCCACCGCUGAAUUCGAAUUCCAAUCAUCAGUUCAGCCACUGGCUCAGUUUGACAAGGAAACACCAGAAAUUGGUUCCAAUGACAUCGCAGUCACCUUUGAUGAAGAUCCUACUGAAUCCCCAUCUUCAGUGGAAUCGGUGACCGCCGUCUCCCAGCAUCAACAAGAGAUCCUUUCUGCAGAAGUGACAUCUUCAUUGGCAAAUGACAUCACACCAGACGCAGAUGAGCCAACAGCCACCGCUGAAUUCGAAUCCCCAUCACCAGAUCAGCCACUGGCUCAGUUUGACAAGGAUACACCAGAACUUGGUUCCAAUGACAUCGCAGUCACCUUUGAUGAAGAUCCUACUGAAUCCCCAUCUUCAGUGGAAUCGGAGACCGCCGUCUCCCAGAAUCAACAAGAGAUCCUUUCUGCAGAAGUGGCAUCUUCAUUGGCAAAUGACAUCACACCAGACGCAGAUGAGCCAACAGCCACCGCUGAAUUCGAAUCCCCAUCACCAGAUCAGCCACUGGCUCAGUUUGACAAGGAUACACCAGAACUUGGUUCCAAUGACAUCGCAGUCACCUUUGAUGAAGAUCCUACUGAAUCCCCAUCUUCAGUGGAAUCGGAGACCGCCGUCUCCCAGCAUCAACAAGAGAUCCUUUCUGCAGAAGUGACAUCUUCAUUGGCAAAUGACAUCACACCAGACGCAGAUGAGCCAACAGCCAUCGCUGAAUUCGAAUCCCCAUCACCAGAUCAGCGACUGGCUCAGUUUGACAAGGAUACACCAGAACUUGGUUCCAAUGACAUCGCAGUCACCUUUGAUGAAGAUCCUACUGAAUCCCCAUCUUCAGUGGAAUCGGAGACCGCCGUCUCCCAGCAUCAACAAGAGAUCCUUUCUGCAGAAGUGACAUCUUCAUUGGCAAAUGACAUCACACCAGACGCAGAUGAGCCAACAGCCAUCGCUGAAUUCGAAUCCCCAUCACCAGAUCAGCGACUGGCUCAGUUUGACAAGGAUACACCAGAACUUGGUUCCAAUGACAUCGCAGUCACCUUUGAUGAAGUUCCUACUGAAUCCCCAUCUUCAGUGGAAUCGGAGACCGCCGUCUCCCAGCAUCAACAAGAGAUCCUUUCUGCAGAAGUGACAUCUUCAUUGGCAAAUGACAUCACACCAGACGCAGAUGAGCCAACAGCCAUCGCUAAAUUCGAAUCCCCAUCACCAGAUCAGCCACUGGCUCAGUUUGACAAGGAUACACCAGAACUUGGUUCCAAUGACAUCGCAGUCACGUUUCAUGAAGAUUCUGCUGAAUCCCCAUCUUCAGUGGAAUCGGAGACCGCCGUCUCCCAGCAUCAACAAGAGAUCCUUUCUGCAGAAGUGACACCUUCAUUGGCAAAUGACAUCACACCAGACGCAGAUGAGCCAACAGCCAUCGCUAAAUUCGAAUCCCCAUCACCAGAUCAGCCACUGGCUCAGUUUGACAAGGAUACACCAGAACUUGAUCAGCCACUGGCUCAAUUGAACAAGGAUACACCAGAACUUGGUUCCAAUGACAUCGCAGUCACCUUUGAUGAAGAUCUACUAGUGGAAUCGAGAGACCGCCGUCUCCCAGCAUCAACAAGAGAUCCUUUCUGCAGAAGUGACACUCUUCAUUGGCAAAAUGACAUCACACAGCAGCAGCAGAUGAGCCAACAGCCAUCGCUGAAUUCGAAUCCCUAUCACCAGAUCAGCCACUGGCUCACAUUUGACAAGGAUACCCAGAACUUGGUUCCAAUGACAUCGCAAGUCACAUUUGAUGAAGAUUCUGCUGAAUCCCCAUCUUCAGUGGAAUCGGAGACCCGCCGUCUCCCAGCAUCAACAAAGAUCCUUUCUGCAGAAGUGACACCUUCAUUGGGAAAUGACAUCACACCAGACGCAGAUGAGCCAACAGCCAUCGCUGAAUUCGAUCCCUAUCACCAGAUCAGCCACUGGCUCAAUUUGACAAGGAUACACCAGAACUUGGUUCCAAUGACAUCGAAAUCCCCAUCUUCAGUGGAAUCGGAGACCGCCGUCUCCCAGCAUCAACAAGAGAUCCUUUCUGCAGAAGUGACACCUUCAUUGGGAAAUGACAUCACACCAGACGCAGAUGAGCCAACAGCCAUCGCUGAAUUCGAAUCCCUAUCACCAGAUCAGCCACUGGCUCAAUUUGACAAGGAUACACCAGAACUUGGUUCCAAUGACAUCGCAGUCACCUUUGAUGAAGAUCCUACUGAAUCCCCAUCUUCAGUGGAAUCGGAGACCGCCGUCUCCCAGCAUCAACAAGAGAUCCUUUCUGCAGAAGUGACACCUUCAUUGGCAAAUGACAUCACACCAGACGCAGAUGAGCCAACAGCCAUCGCUGAAUUCGAAUCCCUAUCACCAGAUCAGCCACUGGCUCAGUAUGACAAAGAUGCACCAGAACUUGGUUCCAAUGACAUCGCAGUCACCUUUGAUGAAGAUCCUACUGAAUCCCCAUCUUCAGUGGAAUCGGAGACCGCCGUCUCCCAGCAUCAACAAGAGAUCCUUUCUGCAGAAGUGACACCUUCAUUGGCAAAUGACAUCACACCAGACGCAGAUGAGCCCACAGCUAUCGCUGAAUUCGAAUCCCUAUCAGCAGAUCAGCCACUGGCUCAGUUUGACAAGGAUACACCAGAACUUGGUUCCAAUGACAUCGCAGUCACCUUUGAUGAAGAUCCUACUGAAUCCCCAUCUUCAGUGGAAUCGGAGACCGCCGUCUCCCAGCAUCAACAAGAGAACCUUUCUGCAGAAGUGACAUCUUCAUUGGCAAAUAACAUCACACCAGACGCAGAUGAGCCAACAACCAUCGCUGAAUUCGAAUCCCUAUCACCAGAUCAGCCACUGGCUCAAUUUGACAAGGAUACACCAGAACUUGGUUCCAAUGACAUCGCAGUCACCUUUGAUGAAGAUCCUACUGAAUCCCCAUCUUCAGUGGAAUCGGAGACCGCCGUCCCCCAGCAUCAACAAGAGAUCCUUUCUGCAGAAGUGACAUCUUCAUUGGCAAAUGACAUCACACCAGAAGCAGAUGAGCCAACAGCCACCGCUGAAUUCGAAUCCCCAUCACCAGAUCAGCCACUGGCUCAGUAUGACAAGGAUACACCAGAACUUGGUUCCAAUGACAUCGCAGUCACCUUUGAUGAAGAUCCUACUGAAUCCCCAUCUUCAGUGGAAUCGGAGACCGCCGUCUCCCAGCAUCAACAAGAGAUCCUUUCUGCAGAAGUGACAUCUUCAUUGGCAAAUGACAUCACACCAGAAGCAGAUGAGCCAACAGCCACCGCUGAAUUCGAAUCCCCAUCACCAGAUCAGCCACUGGCUAAGUUUGACAAGGAUACACCAGAACUUGGUUCCAAUGACAUCGCAGUCACCUUUGAUGAAGAUCCUACUGAAUCCCCAUCUUCAGUGGAAUCGGAGACCGCCGUCUCCCAGCAUCAACAAGAGAACCUUUCUGCAGAAGUGACAUCUUCAUUGGCAAAUAACAUCACACCAGACGCAGAUGAGCCAACAACCAUCGCUGAAUUCGAAUCCCCAUCACCAGAUCAGCCACUGGCUCAGUUUGACAAGGAUACACCAGAACUUGGUUCCAAUGACAUCGCAGUCACGUUUCAUGAAGAUUCUGCUGAAUCCCCAUCUUCAGUGGAAUCGGAGACCGCCGUCUCCCAGCAUCAACAAGAGAUCCUUUCUGCAGAAGUGACAUCUUCAUUGGCAAAUGACAUCACACCAGACGCAGAUGAGCCAACAGCCACCGCUGAAUUCGAAUCCCCAUCACCAGAUCAGCCACUGGCUCAGUAUGACAAGGAUACACCAGAACUUGGUUCCAAUGACAUCGCAGUCACCUUUGAUGAAGAUCCUACUGAAUCCCCAUCUUCAGUGGAAUCGGAGACCGCCGUCUCCCAGCAUCAACAAGAGAUCCUUUCUGCAGAAGUGACAUCUUCAUUGGCAAAUGACAUCACACCAGAAGCAGAUGAGCCAACAGCCACCGCUGAAUUCGAAUCCCCAUCACCAGAUCAGCCACUGGCUAAGUUUGACAAGGAUACACCAGAACUUGGUUCCAAUGACAUCGCAGUCACCUUUGAUGAAGAUCCUACUGAAUCCCCAUCUUCAGUGGAAUCGGAGACCGCAAUCUCCCAGCAUCAACAAGAGAUCCUUUCUGCAGAAGUGACAUCUUCAUUGGCAAAUGACAUCACACCAGACGCAGAUGAGCCAACAGCCAUCGCUGAAUUCGAAUCCCCAUCACCGGAUCAGCCACUGGCUAAGUUUGACAAGGAUACACCAGAACUUGGUUCCAAUGACAUCGCAGUCACGUUUGAUGAAAAUUCUGCUGAAUCCCCAUCUUCAGUGGAAUCGGAGACCGCCGUCUCCCAGCAUCAACAAGAGAUCCUUUCUGCAGAAGUGACACCUUCAUUGGCAAAUGACAUCACACCAGACGCAGAUGAGCCCACAGCUAUCGCUGAAUUCGAAUCCCUAUCACCAGAUCAGCCACUGGCUCAGUUUGACAAGGAUACACCAGAACUUGGUUCCAAUGACAUCGCAGUCACCUUUGAUGAAGAUCCUACUGAAUCCCCAUCUUCAGUGGAAUCGGAGACCGCCGUCUCCCAGCAUCAACAAGAGAUCCUUUCUGCAGAAGUGACAUCUUCAUUGGCAAAUGACAUCACACCAGACGCAGAUGAGCCAACAGCCACCGCUGAAUUCGAAUCCCCAUCACCAGAUCAGCCACUGGCUCAGUAUGACAAGGAUACACCAGAACUUGGUUCCAAUGACAUCGCAGUCACCUUUGAUGAAGAUCCUACUGGUAUGUUUAACUACAAGCUUUCGGGAAACUCUUUAUUGCUUUGA